CAUCCUCGGCCUGACCCGGAAGUGCUGCUGUUAUUUCUUGACACGUAGUGAGCGGUGUUGGCUGAGUCUCGGGUGUUUACCAGCGCUGCUUGCCAUGUCAGGGUUUGACAGUUUCAACGCAGACUUUUACAAGUCUAGCUACAGUGUAGAUGACCAAAGUCAAGGAGGUUAUGGCUAUCCUAACCCAGAUGACCCAUACGGCAGGCCGUAUGGUCAGUCUGAUUACUCGCAGCCGAUGGGCUACUCGCCGGCUCCAGGAAUGAUGCAACCCCAGCAGCCUUACAUGGGUCAGAUCUACCAGCCCACCCCAGCAUUCACACCCACCUCCUCACAGUCCAUGUACAGCAGCGGUUUUGAGGAUGAGCCCCCUUUACUGGAGGAGCUGGGAAUCAACUUCGAUCACAUCUGGCAGAAGACACUGACCGUUCUGCACCCAUUGAAAGCAGCAGAUGGCAGUAUAAUGAAUGAAACAGACCUGGCUGGUCCCAUGGUCUUCUGUCUGGCUUUUGGAGCAACGCUGCUUUUGACGGGUAAGAUCCAGUUUGGGUAUGUGUACGGCAUCAGUGCCAUCGGGUGUCUUGCCAUGUACUGCCUGCUUAACCUCAUGAGUAUGACGGGUGUCUCAUUCGGGUGUGUGGCGAGUGUUCUCGGUUACUGCCUGCUGCCAAUGAUCAUCCUGUCCAGUUUUGGGGUCAUCUUGUCUUUACAGGGUAUGAUGGGUAUUAUUUUAACGGCUGCCAUCAUUGGCUGGUGCAGUUUCUCUGCCUCUAAGAUUUUCAUCUCGGCCUUGGCCAUGGACGGACAGCAGCUUUUGGUUGCGUACCCCUGCGCCCUGCUUUACGGGGUCUUCGCUCUCAUCUCUGUGUUUUGAACUUUGAACUCUAUUAAGGGACAAAUUGACCACCUAUAUACAACACACACACACACA
Paramisgurnus dabryanus is the source of this 928-nucleotide messenger RNA. RefSeq names its product Yip1 domain family, member 5 (gene yipf5). Gene Ontology annotation, cellular component: trans-Golgi network; membrane. Gene Ontology annotation, biological process: endoplasmic reticulum to Golgi vesicle-mediated transport; vesicle fusion with Golgi apparatus; regulation of ER to Golgi vesicle-mediated transport. The record is from RefSeq and is a predicted model, not a curated record. NCBI's taxonomy places the organism in Eukaryota, Metazoa, Chordata, Actinopteri, Cypriniformes, Cobitidae.